This is a messenger RNA of Ilex paraguariensis (yerba mate), 1230 nucleotides long. The record is from the annotation of a GenBank genome assembly. Lineage: Eukaryota; Viridiplantae; Streptophyta; Magnoliopsida; Aquifoliales; Aquifoliaceae.
AUGAUGCAGAGAUGGCACAAGAAGAGAACACAGGUCCCUCUCAUAGCACUGAUCAUCUUUAUCUUCAUACUCUCUACUAUCCUCUGCAACGAACGUAGCAUUCAGAAAAUACAUCAAGACCAAGGUCACAAUGAUGAUGGUCACCAUCAACAUAUCAUCAAGCAAAUCCCUUUGUACAAGCUUUCUCCCCCACAGAAUAACACCCUCCCAAAAAGACCUCCAGUGGUUUUGGAUAGGUUUAGUACAUGCCGGUCCACUGUAGACUACAGUGGAAGGAGAGCUGAACAGGUUGUCCAAAUGCCGGAGUCCAACUACUGGAGAUCUGCAGUUCGAGCAGAUAAGAGGUCCGUGUCUCCAAAUGCUCCUCUUACCAUCUUUAGAUCAGAGGAAUACAACGCCACGGUGGAGUUUCUAUGGGCGCCGCUUCUUGUUGAAUCUAACUCUGAUGACCCAGUCAAUCAUAGACUGGAUGAACGAAUCAUGCGUCCAGAUUCAGUUCUAAAGCAUGCAUCUCAGUGGCAGCAUGCUGAUAUACUGGUUUUCAACUCAUACUUGUGGUGGAGACAGGGCCCUGUUAAGCUGUUAUGGAGUACUGAAGAAAAUGGGGUUUGUGAAGAAAUAGAUGGGCGGGGAGGUAUGGAGUUGGCCAUGGAUGCCUGGGCAAAUUGGGUGGCUUCUGAAGUCGACCCCCUCAAGAAGCGGGUCUUUUUAGUGACCAUGUCCCCUACACAUUUCUCGAGCCAAGAGUGGAAACCGGAGAGUGAAGGGAAUUGUUACAAUGAGAAAACCCCCAUUGAUGAUGAAGGCUACUGGGGAAGUGGUUCGGACUUGCCUACGAUGCAAAUGGUGGAGAAGGUUUUGAGAAGGUUGAGUUCGAAGGUUUCUGUUCUCAAUAUAACUCAGCUCUCCGAGUAUCGAAAAGAGGGACACCCUUCCAUUUAUCGUAAGUUCUGGGAGACACUAAGCCCCCAGCAAUUGUUGAACCCAACAAGUUACUCUGAUUGUAUACAUUGGUGUUUACCUGGUGUGCCUGAUGUGUGGAAUGAGUUGUUAUUCCAAUUUUUGUAAAGGGCACAGUUUCUUUGAAGUGCAUAGUUAUUAAAAUUUUAGUUCUUGCCUUCUCGGAAACAGCUUCUCUGAUAAGGUUGCCUACAUUUAACCCUUUUCAGACUCUACAAUGGCGGAAGCUUGUACACUGGAUACAUUCUUUUAUUCUCAUCAAGCAUGUUG